AUGGAUCUAACUGUCCUUACGUCCAUUGUGUCGGGGGGCAUUGGUGUUUUUGUUGGCUGGUGUAUCUUUCGUCGGCUUGGUAGCAAUGUCAGUCUAGCAUCAAAACUGACUCAUCUCAAGCCUGUUCCUGGUAAAAUGAAACUAGUGUUAAUAGUACGGUCUGAUCUUAAAAUGGGUUGUGGAAAGAUUGCUGCUCAGUGUUCUCAUGCUGCUGUUUCUUGUUAUGAAGAGAUUAAUGAAAGGGAUCCCGGUAUUUUAAAGGCAUGGGAAGAACAAGGACAACCCAAAAUCGUACUUAAAGUCGACAACUAUGAAGAAAUGCUUGAACUAUCCCACAAAGCAGAGUCAUUGGGCCUUGUUAAUUCAAUUAUACAUGAUGCCGGCCAUACACAAGUUCCUAAAGGCACCGCAACUGUUCUUGGGAUAGGACCGGCUUUAGCUUCUGAAAUAAACCUUGUUUCCGGUGAUUUAAAGCUGCUUCCUUAA
Molecule: messenger RNA, 486 nt
Organism: Schistosoma margrebowiei
Lineage: Eukaryota; Metazoa; Platyhelminthes; Trematoda; Strigeidida; Schistosomatidae
Source: the annotation of a GenBank genome assembly